Molecule: messenger RNA, 810 nt
Organism: Hevea brasiliensis (rubber tree)
Lineage: Eukaryota; Viridiplantae; Streptophyta; Magnoliopsida; Malpighiales; Euphorbiaceae
Product: receptor-like serine/threonine-protein kinase NCRK
Exons: 7
Coding region: 1-810 (269 amino acids)
Biological process (GO): protein phosphorylation
Molecular function (GO): ATP binding; protein tyrosine kinase activity
Source: RefSeq, a predicted model, not a curated record
AUGGUGCAGCAAGCAACUCAUAAAGUAGAGCAAGAAAUUCUACAUUUUUUAAGUCCAAACCAGAAAUUCUUCGGCUGGAACUUUAAGAAGCAGGAUACAGUAGCUCAAUCAACAGCAGAGUAUGAAUGUAUUGCUGCUGCUACUGCCAUUAAUCAAGCGAUAUGGAUCAGAAAGGUUGCUGAUGCUAUGAUCAAGUCUCUGUCCAAAGGGAACUUUGAAUCACUCAGAAAAUGCUCAGUGUUUCCCGUAAAAAUGCCAAGGAAGAGUGUUGAGAGAUAUGACAUUUUUGCUGUCACUCUAGCUUGGGGGCCUUGCCCUGUCAUGAAAGAGACCUGCCUGCUGCAUGCUUUUGUAGCAAUUAAGCUGCUUAAAGCUCAGGGAGGGCUUGAUGCCAACUCUGUUGUUUCAAAAGAGGUUGAAGCGUUAUCAAGACUAUCACUGUAUGUUGUGCCCUUGCUUGGCCACUGCUUGGAAUUCCAAGGGAAGCAUUCUGAGACGUUGCUGGUCUUUGAAUACAUGCCUAAUGUAGGAGCUGUGAGGGGCUUAGAAUAUCUUCAUGAUGCGGCUGCUCCAAGGAUUUUGCACAGAGAUGUCAAAUCCACAAAUAUCCUCCUGGAUGAAAACUGGAGAGCAAAAAUUACUGAUCUUGGUAUGGCUAAACGUUUGAAAGCUGAUGGUUUUCCCAGCAGUUCCAGUUCUCCAACAAUGCAGGGCACUUUUGUCGUCUAUUUUACACCAGAGUAUGAAAUGGUUGGGGGCGCGGGGCGUCUCUCAUGUCAGACGUUUUCAGUUUUGGGUAGUUCUCCUUGA